AUGGUUUCCAAUACCCAGGCCCAGAUGGUAGGCGAGGCGCAGGAGGAAAAGAAGAUAAGCAGCGUGAAUGGCAACUUUGAUAUUGAUCUUGACGCAUCGCAUGUUCUGCACAACUCGCUCGUCUCAAUCCCUCUGACGGUAGCAUCCGCUUCGGGCUCUUAUGUUACUUUUUCGAACGGUCAUCGCGUUCUCGAUGCCUGCACAGGCGCCGCUGUCGCUAUAAUCGGCCACGGGGACCCUGACGUGCAGGCCGCCAUCCAGGAACAGAUGACCAAGGUAUGCUACACGCACACGGUGGCAUUUACGACCCCUGUCGCCGAGGCUCUAGCAAACGACAUUCUCGAGGGAAACCCGCACGGGCUGUGUCGAGCCUUCUUUGUCUCCUCGGGCAGCGAGGCCAUGGACACAGCACUUAAGCUCGCACGACAGUUCUACGUUGAGAUCGGCCAGCCGCAGAGAAGGAGUCUCGUAGCCCGGCAGCGAGCAUACCAUGGCAAUACGGUCGGGGCUUUGAGUGUAUCAAGUCAUGUAGCAAGGAGGGCGCCGUUCAAGGACGCCUUGAUCUUGACAAACGUCAGUUACGUGAGUGCGACAUAUGCCUACCGUGGACAACUCGAGGAAGAAACCGAGGAAGACUAUAGCGCAAGGCUUGUCAAGGAGCUCAAUGAGGAGUUUCAAGCUGUUGGGCCAACAACUGUUAUGGCAUUUGUCGCCGAGCCCGUAGGCGGCGCCACAGCGGGAUGCAUCACGGCCCCGAGAGGAUACUACCAAGGUGUCCGUCAGCUAUGCGACAAGUACGGUAUCUUGCUCAUCCUUGAUGAAGUCAUGUGCGGCAGUGGUCGGACGGGCACGUACUUUGCGUUUGAACAGGAGGGUCCGGGCGUAUACCCAGACCUGAUCACCCUAGGCAAGGGGCUGGGAGGAGGGUAUGCUCCCAUGGGGGCGGUGCUUGCGCACAAAAAGGUCAUUCGCGGGCUGCAGAGCGGUACCUCUUACUUUGUGCAUUCGCAUACCUAUCAGGCUCACGCUUUGAGUUGCGCCGCCGCCCUAGCUGUGCAGAAAGUACUUCGCCGGGAUGGCCUGGUAGCGCGGUGCGCGACUAAGGGACGGUGGCUCGAGAAGGCGCUUAAUUCAACGAUAGGCGAGUGCAAGUACGUGGGCAACAUUCGCGGAAAAGGCUUGUUCUGGGGAAUUGAGUUUGUUAAGGACAGGGCCACUAAGGAGCCGUUUGAACCAGCCCUUCGCUUUACGUGGAGGAUGGUCGAUGAGACUUUCCGGCGUGGACUGUCGAUUUAUCCCGGGGCGGGUACGGCUGACGGAAUCAGAGGAGACCAUGUCCUAAUUGCGCCGCCUUAUAAUGCGUCGGACGAAGAAUUCGAGGAGAUGAUUAGAUUGUUAAGCGAGGCCUACGGUACGGUUGAGAGAGAGGUAGAGCUGGCUCUUGUGGCAGGCAAGUCUAAUGACAGAUAA
Molecule: messenger RNA, 1470 nt
Organism: Penicillium cosmopolitanum
Lineage: Eukaryota; Fungi; Ascomycota; Eurotiomycetes; Eurotiales; Aspergillaceae
Product: Aminotransferase class-III
Exons: 1
Coding region: 1-1470 (489 amino acids)
Cellular component (GO): cytosol
Molecular function (GO): pyridoxal phosphate binding; transaminase activity
Source: RefSeq, a predicted model, not a curated record